Aureobasidium melanogenum CBS 110374 is the source of this 225-nucleotide messenger RNA. RefSeq lists its product as uncharacterized. Bases 1 to 225 code for a protein of 74 amino acids. The transcript has 2 exons. Lineage: Eukaryota; Fungi; Ascomycota; Dothideomycetes; Dothideales; Saccotheciaceae. The record is from RefSeq and is a predicted model, not a curated record.
AUGUCUCCACCAAUCGAGACCCAUUGGUACGACAACAAGGCUUACUCGACAAAGCCUGACUUGAAGCAGGAGAUUGAGGCCGCUGUGCGUGCACAAGCUCCUGCUGAUGCUUCUGCUGCCUACAUCGCGAAUGGCUGGCAUAGUAGCAGGUCUGAUCCUAGGGACCAUGGUACUGUGGAUUACAACAGAGGUGAGAGUCUGGAGCGUAGGCACAUCUAUCCUUGA